Saccharomycodes ludwigii is the source of this 1452-nucleotide messenger RNA. RefSeq names its product pepsin-like aspartic protease. Lineage: Eukaryota; Fungi; Ascomycota; Saccharomycetes; Saccharomycodales; Saccharomycodaceae. Gene Ontology annotation, molecular function: aspartic-type endopeptidase activity. The record is from RefSeq and is a predicted model, not a curated record. Bases 1 to 1452 code for a protein of 483 amino acids. The transcript has a single exon. Gene Ontology annotation, biological process: proteolysis.
AUGAAUUUCUACCAAACUGUCUUAACAUGUACAAUAUUGUUAACCACAUUAGUACAUGCCUCCAUUAUUAUUGAUAAAGGUUAUGAACUGGCUAAACGUGGAAGCAAAAAAUCCAGUAAACCGUUAGAAUACACCAUUAUGAAUUAUGAAGACUUUUAUGGAGUUAAUUUGAAUAUUGGUUCGCCAGAACAAACAGUUGGUGUUGCUCUCGACUUAUUAACUGCUGAUAUCUUUGUUCCAAGUUCCAACAAUUCGUAUUGUAACAAAAAAGUUGAUAGCUCCGGAGACAUUUUCAAUUGUACUGGCGGUACAUUUGACACAACUGCCUCUUCUACAUAUUUUAGAAACAGUUCUGAUCCAUUUUAUAAUACAUACAGAAUAACAGAUUAUGCAUCUGGUUAUUAUGCUAUGGAUACCUUUAAUAUUAAUGGUGUAAAUGUUACCAACGUUUCAUUUGCCGUUGCAGAUGCUUCAAAUUACACUUAUGGAGUAAUGGGUUUAGGUCUACCAGCUGGUGAAGGUUCCAAUUUAUUCGAAUUGAGCUCAUAUAACGACGUAUUACAUGAAUACGUUAAUUUGCCACAAAUUUUAAAAAACAAUAAAUAUACUAAAUCGGCUGUUUUUUCAUUGUUUUUGAAUGAUCAAUGUGGCGAAGGUGGUAAGCUAUUAUUUGGAGCUGUUGAUCACAGCAAGUAUUUGGGAAAGUUAUACACAGUUCCAGUUGUUAAUGUUUACAAGAAUGCAGGUUACAAAACCCCUAGACGCUACGAUAUUGGAUUGUAUGGUAUUGGUGCAUACACUGACAGCAACAACAACGAAACCUUUUCUACUACGCUGUUUAGUGCCUCUUUAGACACCACCUCUGAUUUCUCCUAUUUUUACAAGACUAUAGCUGACAAAAUGGCAUCUUAUGUUGGUGCUACUUGGGACACCAACUAUUCCCUGUACACUUUGUCUUGUGCCUCAAUUAAUUAUAACACUUCCUUUGUUUAUGAUUUUGGUGGCUUCAAUAUUUUUGUUCCAAUGAGCAAUAUGGCUUUUGUUGCCGACGCUAAAAACGACACUUGUUACUUGGGUUUCAAAUACCACCAUAUGAAUAGUGCUAUUUUGGGUACCCCAUUAUUAUCUUCGGCUUAUUUGGUUUUUGAUCAAGAUAAUUAUGAAGUGUCUAUUGGUGUUGCCAAUUUUAAAGGUGCUCAAGUUUCUAGUAUACAAAGCGUUGGAAAAAAAAUCCCUAAAGCCACCAAAGCUCCAUCAUAUAGCAAUUCCUGGACAUCAGCUCCCUCCAAUAUUACUCUUGGUGGUAACAUGUUUACUAAUACAAAGAGUUUCUCUAAUCCAUGGACUCUAACUGAUGAUUUAGGUUGUGCCAAAAUCACUGAAUCAAGUGGCAGCGUUUUAAACAAUGGACGUGUGGAACAACAAAUUACUAGCAGCACUACUAAUAAAUAA